AUGACUAGCGCAGAAGAGGAUUACUAUGAAUUGCUUGGAAUAGAAUCAACAGCUACGCUUAAGGAGAUAAAGAGAGCAUAUCGUCGUAAAGCGUUGCUAUGCCAUCCUGACAAAGCUGGCCCUGAUGAUGCCAAAGCAGCCGAGUUGUUUCAUCGCCUCACAAAGGCAGACGAUGUUCUUUCUAAUCCAGAAAGUCGUGCAAGAUAUGACGAUCUUCACAAGUCACGAAGACUUCAGCAGGCAAGGUUCAAGGAAAUGGACACGGUACGUCAAAAAGCUAAACAGGAUUUGAAUGAGAGAGAAAUGCAGGCUGCAAAGCGGCAAAAGACGCAUAAUGGACAGACUUUAUCUGCCGAAGCGCAAAAAAGUAUGGCCAUUGAGCAAUUGCGUGAAGAAGGAUUUCGACGUAUGCAAGCCUUAGAAUCUGAGAAGCGUCAGACUGCUGUCGCCAGUGUAUCACUUGCCAAUUCUAUAGACGAGGCUAAAAAAGCUGUAGAAAAGGCCGAUUUAAUAGAUUGCACUCUCAAGAUCAAAUGGAAAAAACCUGCAACCUUUACAGAAGACGCCAUCAGAGAGUGUAUUUUAAAAGUAAAUAGCCAGUUAAGGAUUGAAAAAAUCCUUAUGGGGAAGGCAUCUAAAUCUGAAGCAAAUGUCGUUUUUAAAGAUUUAUAUAGCGCAUAUGCUGUAAUCAAGGCCAAACAAGCACAACAUGAUUGCUUGGAUAUGCUAACCAUAAAAUGGUCUGGAUCACCGCCCAUGGCUCUUGCGUACAUAGAUACUGCAGCAAUUGGUCACGAGUUAUUUAGUUCAACACAGAACACAUCUGCUCCAUUUCCUUCAUUUGUUCCAAUGCCAUCAGUUCGUCAAUUUACUGCUACUAGCUUUCCUAUGAAAAAUCCCUGUCAAAACGCAUCUUUGGAUAAUUACGAAGAGCGCACUCUCCGCAAAAUGAGACAACAGGAGCGUGAAAUCAUUGAGACUGAAAAUUCUUGA
Messenger RNA from Batrachochytrium dendrobatidis JAM81, 993 nucleotides. RefSeq lists its product as uncharacterized. Gene Ontology annotation, biological process: spliceosomal complex disassembly. The coding region runs from base 1 to 993 and encodes 330 amino acids. Gene Ontology annotation, cellular component: spliceosomal complex. The transcript has 4 exons. The record is from RefSeq and is a predicted model, not a curated record. Lineage: Eukaryota; Fungi; Chytridiomycota; Chytridiomycetes; Rhizophydiales.